AAGUGAAUGGUAAAAAGUAUUAAAUAAUUUUUGUUUUCAAAGUUAAAAAAAAAAAUGAUAGAGAAUCCUCAUAAUUUAUUUAAAAAUAGGGGUGAUGCAGUCACGAUUUCACGUCAUGAUAAAAUAAGAUGGAAGAAAACAAAAGCAGAGUGGCAGAGCAGCGGCUCACCUCUUUCUUCUUCUUCCUCCUCUUCUCUGUUUCUUUCCUGUUUUACGCACUUCCAUUUCUCUCUUUCGAUUCCUAUACCUCGGUUCUCUACUGUACGUGCUUCCAUGGCGGAACGUGUUCACCCCACUGAUGACUCCCUUCACCCUUAUUCUGCUUCUAAUAAUAAUUCUGUAAACUCCGGCAAUUCUCUCCCUCCCCCUCCUAAAAACCCUCCUCCUGGCACCUACGUCAUCCAGAUCCCCAAGGACCAAGUCUACCGAGUUCCUCCUCCUGAAAACGCUGUUCGCUUCAACCUCUACACUCGCCACAACCACCGCCCCUGCCCCUGCCGCCGAUUUCUCUCCUUCAUUCUCCUCCUCCUCAUCCUAUUCCUCGUCCUCACCGGCAUUGCUUCCGCCCUCUUCUUCCUAAUCCUCCAACCCGUCUUUCCUCGCUACUCCAUCCUCGCCGUCUCGAUCAACGGGUUCAAACAGAACACCACCUCAAUCUCUCCCCAAUUCAACGUCGCCUUACGAGCCGAAAACCAGAAUAAAAAGAUCGGAAUCUACUACGAGAAAAACAGCAGCGUCAUGGUCUAUUUCUCGGAUGUGAUGCUGUGCAAAGGUGCAUUACCGCUGUUGUAUCAGCCGUCGAGCAACGUAACGGUUAUGGCAGUAGAGUUGAAAGGAUCUGGUAUUAGAUUAUCGAGCAGUGGGGGGAAAGCAUUGCAGGAUUGGGAGAAGCAAGGGAAAAUGAGACUGAGGGUGGAUCUGAAAGCUCCACUGAAGCUGAAGGUGUACUGGGUGAAGACAUGGACGAUUAAGGCAAAAGUGUUGUGCAAGAUCUUGGUGAAGAAGGUAACGGGAAAGACGAAAGUGAUGGAGGAAAGGUGUGAUCAUAGCAUGAAGCUGUGGUAGAAAACACAAUCCAUCCAUCCAGGUUCGUUAAUUGUCUCUCUUCCCAUUUUCUAACAUUCAGUUAUUUAUGUUUCUUUCCCGCUUUUUUUUUUCUCCUUAUUCUUCUUCCUUUUUUUAAAAAAAAUUAAAAAAUAAAAUGAGAAUUGUAUGCGUGCUCGUGAGUGGGAUUGCAUGAGGGGCCUGUUUCGUAAUUUGCUUUUCCUCUCUUACUUUGAAAAUUAAAUUUUGUUUAAUUUUAAGACCUGGAUUAUUAGUUUAGAUUUUAGAAUUUGAAAAAUAGCUACACAUUAUCUCUGUGCAUCUCACUAUAAUCACACAUAAAAAGAAAUUAGAAAAAAAAAAACUAUAAUAAAUGAGUAAGAAGAGUUUGUUCGAUGAAAUGCAUAAAAGUGGGUAAAAUAGAGAAUAGAAGUGGUUGCAAGAACUUAAUUGAAAAAGAAAAUAGCAUAUUUGGAAUGAAAUUUUUACCCUUUUUAAAAAGGAUAAGAAGCCAAAUUGGAAUAUAUAUAUAUAUAUUCGGAUAACAAAGCACAUGCUGCCUACGUGCAGACAAGAAAUGAGGAAGAUAUUUCAGUGCAACGAUAAUUUGAUAAAACUAUAGCCUAACAAUUACGAUCUAUUCAAUUGAAAGCAAUUAAAUAUUCAUUAAAUGAUCAAAUGGUUACUACUAAAUGAUGAAUAUUUAGUUAUAAUGGCAAAGAUUUUUUAUCCACCCACAGAUGAAUUGACUUUAACCAAACAC
Molecule: messenger RNA, 1807 nt
Organism: Benincasa hispida (wax gourd)
Lineage: Eukaryota; Viridiplantae; Streptophyta; Magnoliopsida; Cucurbitales; Cucurbitaceae
Source: RefSeq, a predicted model, not a curated record